ACACAGACAGCUGAAUUAAUCCUUUAACACGUGACAGAUGAUGAUUAUAAUCAUGAUAAAAGACUGUUUGAGAAUUAAUGGUGCUCGUAUCUAUCUAAAUUAUAUUAAUCAAAUAAUAAUAAAUCUUUUUCAUUGUUAUAGAUCUAAUACUCUGAUAUUCAUAUAUAAAACACAUGGUCAAUAGACUAUGGCAAAACUUGAUUUUUGAUUCGAUAAUAAUAACCCAUAAUAACGACAGAAUGACACAACUCAACUGAUUCAUUGACUAUAAUCAUGUACCAAAUAAAAUUAAUAUUUACAUAAGAUGACAAAAGUCUGUCGGGAUUUGUCUUAUAAACCCACAUGAGAUGCCAAUGUUAGGGUGAAACGUUUUGUAUGAUUAUGACAAUACACUGGAAUGAACCCAGUCUGUCUGCCUGUCUGACUAAUGAGCUGACGCACAAUGCUUACAGCUACUCCGAGGGCUCUGCCCAGAGAAACAGUGUGUUAACUUAAUAAAUGCCAGAGCCUGAGGGUGGAGUCGACCUCCUCACCCUCUCUUCAGGGAGAAAAAAACCCACAGCCCUACAGAAAAACCCUGUUUAUGCACAGAGGUUCUUCACCUCAUUACCCAGUGCAGCACAUCCCAGAGAUCCGCAGCGCACUGAUGCUGUACAGGAGAAUGUUUCACCGCCGCUUUGCAGACAAUCAUGUGGAGUGACAUGUCACCUAAAGGAAGCUGGAUACUGCAGUACCUGCACACGGUGUGUUUUCUUACGUGCUGCACAGCGGAUUUGUGCAACUGGAGAGGAAGUGGUGUGGUUGGCUCUUCUCUCUCUGGCUCGGUGCAGCAGGUGCGACUUCGUUGUUCUGCAGGUUCGGUCACGUGGUUUUCCCCGCGCCACGCUCUGCGAGUCGUGCUGCAGCCGAACGUGUGGGGCGCGCGCCCCGUGGCCGUGUGCGUUAAAGCGCUGCGGGGUUUGCGCGGCGCCGCGGUGUUCGUGGAGCGCGCGGCGAGCCUGGACCUCGUGCUGCAGGACGGGGAGUCUCCCGAACAGGUGCGCUGCUUCCGCGCGCACAAAGCGCAGAGUGUCGCCAUCUUCCUUCAGGCCAGUCCGCAGAUUCCCGCGGGUCCGAGUGUCGUCGGAUUCCGGUAUGAGCUCCUGCGCGACAAUAGCAGCGCCAAAGAGGUCCAGACCAGCACAGUGCAAGCUGCCUGUCAGCCGUGCAGUGAAUUGGAAAUCCUGAAAGCCGUCUGCAACAGUGACUUUGUUAUCCGUGGUUUCAUAAGGAAUGUAUCUCAUGAUUCUGAGCGGCAGACCUCCUUAGUAGAGGUGCAGAAAGGAAGAGUGUAUCGGCAACGAAGCGGAGUGUUUGAAAGAGAGCCAGGCCUCUCAGGCUCCUGGCAUGGGUACAUCCACACACAUCUGCGGUGUGGAGUUAAAGCAGGAGCUGGUCAAUUCCUCUUCACUGGAUCAGAACUCUUUGGGGAGGCUUGGCUUGGCUGUGCUCCUCGAUUUAAAGACUUCCAGUCCCUCUAUCGUUCAGCCAAGAAGGCACAUCAGUUGCCAUGUGAUUUUCCCACAGACUGAGCAGAAGAUUGUUCAGAUUUUCUGUCAUAGUAAUUUUGUAAAACUUUAAGGGCAUUUGAGCAGGACUUGAUACAAUUGAGCAGACCAAAGGUAUGACAUGAUAGAUCAUCGCUUUUGCUCUUUUUGAUUUGUAUAAAGCAAAAGCUUUGGGGUUUUUUUGGCUGAAGAAGAGCUUUGUUACUCAGACGUUCUUUAUGUGGAA
Silurus meridionalis is the source of this 1773-nucleotide messenger RNA. RefSeq names its product meteorin-like protein. Gene Ontology annotation, molecular function: hormone activity. Bases 690 to 1571 code for a protein of 293 amino acids. NCBI's taxonomy places the organism in Eukaryota, Metazoa, Chordata, Actinopteri, Siluriformes, Siluridae. The record is from RefSeq and is a predicted model, not a curated record. The transcript is spliced from 4 exons.